AACGGAGAACUUUAGCAAACAAUCGCAGAUAAACACACGGACCAGACCGGACCAGGGGCACUUCACCAAAUCACUUUCUCUCCUGCACCUGCACCUGCACCGCAGUCCGAGCACCCCGAGGAUGGAUGCCAUUUACAAGAGGAUCAACGGAGACUACGGAAAGGCCGGCGAUAACGGGAUCAAGGUCGAUACCAUGCGGAGGUCUUCUUACCUGGAGGAGGAGAGUUCCGGAAUGCUCUCCUGCAUCUUCUCCCUGAAGGAGGAGGUGGGAGCGCUGGCCAAGGCACUGCGCCUAUUCGAGGAGAAUGGUAUCAACCUGACCCAUAUCGAGUCUCGCCCGUCUCAUAUAAAGAAGGAGGAGUACGAGUUCUUCAUCAACGUGGACACCUCCUGUUCCCAGGCCCUGGACGAGGUCAUCGAUGGACUCCGGCUGGAGAUCAGCGGCCCAGUGCACGAGCUCUCACGCAACAAACAGAAGGACACCGUUCCGUGGUUCCCUCAUGAGAUCCAGGACCUCGAUCGCUUCGCCAACCAGAUCCUGAGCUACGGCUCCGAGCUCGACUCAGACCAUCCUGGCUUCACUGAUCAGCUGUACAGAGCUCGCCGGAAGGAGUUCGCAGACAUCGCCUACAACUACAGACAUGGGCAGGUCAUCCCCCAUGUUCAGUAUACUGCUGAGGAGAAGGCUACUUGGGGGACGGUGUUUCGGGAGCUGAAGACGCUGUACCCGACUCACGCCUGCCGCGAGCAUAACAGAGUCUUCCCCCUGCUGGAGAGAUACUGCGGCUACAGAGAGGACAACAUCCCACAGCUAGAGGACAUCUCCAAAUACCUACAGAGCUGUACCGGUUUCCGUCUGCGUCCGGUGGCAGGGCUGCUCUCCUCUCGUGACUUCCUGGCUGGUUUGGCCUUCAGAGUCUUCCAUUCCACCCAGUACAUCCGCCACGGGUCCAAACCCAUGUACACACCCGAACCUGAUAUCUGCCACGAGCUGCUGGGCCAUGUUCCUCUGUUUGCUGACCCCAACUUCGCCCAGUUCUCACAGGAAAUUGGCUUGGCCUCCCUGGGGGCUCCAGACGACUUCAUUGAGAAGUUAGCCACGGUGUACUGGUUCACUGUGGAGUUUGGCCUGUGUAAGCAGGGAUCAGACAUCAAGGCAUACGGAGCGGGACUUCUCUCAUCAUUUGGAGAACUACAGUACUGCCUGACUGAGAAGCCAAGGGUGUUGCCGUUUGAGCCUGAGAAGACGAGCCUCCAGAAGUAUCCAAUCACAGAGUUCCAGCCUGUAUACUUCGUCGCAGAGAGCUUUGAGGACGCCAAGGAGAAAGUCAGGAAGUUUGCGAGCACCAUCCCGCGGCCCUUCAGCGUGCGCUACAACGCCUACACCCAGAGCAUCGAGGUCCUGGACAGCGCUCAGCAGCUACGCAACCUCGCCAACAGCAUCACCAGUGACAUGGGGAUCUUGUGCAACGCCUUGCAUAAGAUGGAGAAGGACUAGGAUGAGGAUGAAGAGGAGGACGAGGAGGAUGAUGAUGGUGGUGGAGGAUGAUGAUGGUGGUGGAGGAUGACGUGGAUCUUUUGUUUGUAAAGAUGUGAUGAUGUGAGGAAGAGGAUGACGUGGAUCUUGUGAUGUGAUGUGUACUUUGAGGAGUAACGGAGAGUUCAUCUACCAAAAAAUAUGCAACUUUUACCACAUACAUACAGUAUCAUAUAUCUAGAAUAAUAAUCCAUGUAGGCCUAUAGUAUCAUGCUUCAGAACCCGCAGAAAAAAAUUAUCGCCUAUAUCAUUAUACUCCUAGGCUACUGAUCAUCUCACAAUGUAGCCUACUUUCUGUCAUGUAUCCAUAAUGUAGUAACAUCAGAGACGAUAUACAUUAAUAUUAGAAUUAAAGAAUCUUUGGUAACAUGCUUCAAAACUCGCAGGAAGACUUUAUAGCCUAUGUAUGCUCCUACUCCUACUGAUGGUCUCUCACAAUGUAGCCUACUUCUUACCAUGUAUCCCUUUGUAGAAACUCGUGUUGAUAUUGUAGUGUAGUGUUGAUAUUAUAAUGUUCUGUAUUAUUAUGUAGGCUAGUGUUAGUGUAGACUACGGAAAGCAAGAGGGGCAUUUCUUACUAUUUGUACAACGCUAUCAACGCACAAAAAUCUAUGUAAAUAAAUGUGUACUCAAUUACAUAGCCUAUAUACAAUUCAAUUUAAAAGUGUUCAUUUUUAUUUCAUUCAAUUAUUUGUUUAUCACAUUAUUAAUGUUAUCAUUUACUCAGAAAUUUGAAUUUAAAACGAAUUUGGCGUGCCUACCUUCCAGUAAGGCGCGAGGCGUCUGCUUGUGGUGGUGGUGGUGCAGCGGGGAUAAUGACGGUUAUUUCGCACACAAGAGGGACAGCAAUGGGCGCUAAUAACCACUUUAUUCAACACAUAAUCUCUAGUCCCUUUGAUCCUUUAGUAGCCUAAUACUCAAAGCACUGCAUUUAUUCUGUAGUAGCAUUUAAAGGAAAAUAAAACGCACAUAAACUGUGAAGAAACGCACAAAAAUGCUUUAGUGUUUAAUUCUGUUUAUUUCUAGCCUGUGUGAACGGGCGAUAUAAUAAUAGAUCAUUUGUGUUUUUUAUGUCUUAGAUGAAAUCAUUAUGUCUAGGUGUGAUAUAGAUAAAAUACGAUGAAUACUCUCUUUUUUUUCUUCGUAAUUAUUCUGCAAACUGAUGGAUGUUUGGAUUUGCAUGAAAUUUGUGACUGACUGAAUACAGAAUAAUAAUAAAAAAGAAAAGUUAUACCA
Engraulis encrasicolus (European anchovy) is the source of this 2773-nucleotide messenger RNA. It is a transcript of the gene pah, whose product is annotated as phenylalanine hydroxylase. Bases 122 to 1498 code for a protein of 458 amino acids. Lineage: Eukaryota; Metazoa; Chordata; Actinopteri; Clupeiformes; Engraulidae. The record is from RefSeq and is a predicted model, not a curated record. Gene Ontology annotation, biological process: L-tyrosine biosynthetic process; L-phenylalanine catabolic process. The transcript is spliced from 15 exons. Gene Ontology annotation, molecular function: iron ion binding; phenylalanine 4-monooxygenase activity.